AUGAAGUCUUGGUUAUCAGAAAGUUAUUUCCGGCGCUCCAAGCCUGCUUGCCAAGUGCAGGAUGCCGUGAAGCUUCGUGUGGAAGAGGCCAUGCAGAAAUUGACGGAGGAGAAUUUCAUCCUUGCAAGCCGCCUUCUUCAGCAUGGAAUGCUGCUGGCUGUGAUCAUGUACGCUUGCAUGGGGGCGCCCUGCUUUACCGUCCUGUGCUUUGGUUUUUACGCUGCUUUCAUGCUUAUUGCAAAGGGAUACGUUCACAUGACCGCAGCCAGAGUCAAGCUGUACAUCCUUUUCAACUAUGUGACAUUCGUUCCCGUCAUGUUUGCCGGCGACAUUUUUGCAGCUUUAGGGAGCCGAGCGGUGCUUGAUGAGAUUGUUAUGGCAUACAGAUUUGUGCUGGUGGUCCAAUGCGUGGACAGCAACUUACACGUGCCGUGUCAGUUCGCAGUGUCGCUCUGCGAGGUUGCGUUUUACUUGCAGACGCGUGAAUGGGGUGAGGCCGCGGUGCCGUACAUCUUCGGACAAGCGUUCACGGCUGCAAUGACAAGCACCCUCAGUGCUGUACUGGAGUAUUAUCUCCGACAGCGGCUUGUGGCGCAAUUCAGGACGUCAGAUGCGGAAUCUAUCACGUCUGGUUUUCGCCGGAUGCUGCGAGGAGUUUGUGAUGGCGAGGUCUUGCUCAACAGCAAUUUAUCAAUUCAAGGUAGCAGCCAUUGCCUGAACCGUCUCCUGUCGACUCACGAGGAGUUGCACGGAAGGCGGUUCCAGGACUUGCUCCUGCAAGACGAGCAGGAGCAACGUCGUUUCCAAGACUUCAUUACGAGGUCAGUCUCAGAAGACACGCCUGGCUGUCUGCGAGUAUCCUUGUCCCAGACCUCCGCCACCCGGAUUGGCGUGGACCUGUAUCACGUGGCGCUUCCACAUCUUUAUGGGUCUGACGAGAUUUACCACCUGCUAGCAUUCAAAGAAGACGCGGUGCAACCUCUUCCUGAGGUGACCCACAAUCUUCCAGAGCACCUGCUUCCUGGUUCAUCCAAUUUCUUACGGUCAGUGAGCCAUGGUGCUGGUUCCAAGAGACGCUCAGCAGCUUCUGCUGCGUCCGAGGAGAUUCCUGGCGCUUUGUGGAGCAGCCUCCGUCAGAUCUCAGACAUCGUUCUUCUGAUUGAUCCGACCACAUCGCAGAAAGAGAUCAGGCAGGCGCACCUGAACUUCAAGCGCGAAAGGAGAUCGAACGAGGAGGACAUCCCCAGCUUGCGCAGGCUUGCACGACCCACAGACUGGGAGUCAAUUCGUGCGGCCGUGUCCAAGUACGCGCACAAGGCGGGUCAAUCCUCGGUGGAUCCAAAGUUUCUUCCGCCCAUGUGGAUCAGAAGACUUGACAAGCCCAACAAGUACAUGCUCGCUCGGCAGCCGAAACUCUAUUUCUCCGGCACACAUGGCAGCACUGGCAACGACAGAAGCAAGGCAUCAAGGUUGUGGCUGGCCCUAUCCGGCCUUUCGUUGGCUGAAAAGACGCACGAGGCCGCACCUUCCGAGCUGCAUAGCAUUGGCGAGCACAGUGAGAUGAGUGAGUCUGACGCAUAG
Messenger RNA from Symbiodinium pilosum, 1581 nucleotides. The record is from the annotation of a GenBank genome assembly. NCBI's taxonomy places the organism in Eukaryota, Dinophyceae, Suessiales, Symbiodiniaceae.